UUUUAUUUUUAUUGUUACAAAAAAAAGAAAUACAAUAUGUACAAGACGUCGCACGUCGUACGCAAAUGAACGAUAAUCCUAAGAUUGGAGGUAAAAUUAGCGUCUCGCGUCUCGAGACUGAAUAACUUAUUAAUUACAAUUGUUAAACCCCUCGAGUGUUCACGUCGCCGCAUUCCCCAACAUCACUACACGCACGCGGGAUGCGCGCUCUCGGUGCCCUUUAUAGUUGCGCAGCUUUAUAUCGUGGCAAUCGAUAAAGUACAGAAAGCGCCGCGAACCUGCUACUUCGCGGAUCCUCUUCGACGGCAUCGGACGGCCGUGUGUGUCCGCGCCGGUUCCGAUCGCUCUUCCUCGCGGUAUUCGUUCAUUUUCGCGUAUCGCUAUGUAAACAAUCCCGUGAAAGCGCAGUAAUGACAGUGACUUUCCUCUACGAUAAGCAGUCCUGUAGAAGUCAGAGAAGAGCACGAAGAAGAUCGUCGAGUGAAGUAGAAGUAGACCCGCCACCAGUUUCGGAUAACCACAGUCGAAAAUGAGGGCCUGCGCGCUGUGCACGAAUACCACGAAGAACUGCACCUGAAAGUUAAUGCAGAUUUGGCAGUAUUCGAACACUAGAAAUCAACUUUGCUAACUUUCUACAAUGAAUAUCAGCGCGCCGCCGACGAUCGACAGGAUGUCGAAUACGAUCUACAACAAUUCAGCAGUACGAGUUUGGCACUUUUUAUUCCAUGAUUUAUCUGAUCCUCGAACUAGAGACUGGUUUCUUAUAUCGUCACCCAUACCGGGCAUGAGUAUCAUAUUUGGCUAUCUUUAUUUCGUAUUAUCAUGGGGACCGAAAUACAUGGAACAUCGAAAGCCAUACAAAUUAAAAAAUACUCUAGUCGUUUACAAUUUUCUACAGAUAAUUAUUAGCACGUGGUUGUUUUGGGAAGGCCUAACCGGCGCAUGGCUCAGUGAACACUACAAUUGGAGAUGUGAACCGGUGGACUUUUCGUAUAAUCCUCGCGCUCUGAGAGUCGCAAGAGGUGUUUACUUUUAUUUUCUGGCGAAACUCACGGAGCUCCUCGACACGGUGUUCUUCGUAUUGCGCAAGAAGGAAAAGCAAAUCACGUUUCUUCAUAUGUACCAUCAUACUGUGAUGCCAAUGAUAUCGUGGGGCGCUACGAAAUAUUAUCCCGGAGGCCACGGUAUUUUUAUAGGAAUCAUUAAUAGCUUUGUGCACAUCAUCAUGUACACUUAUUAUUUACUGGCAGCGUUGCUUCCUCAUCGCCUGUCUCAGCGGUACCUCUGGUGGAAGAAGUAUAUUACCACUUUGCAAAUGACUCAAUUCUGUCUGGCCUUUCUGCACAACCUCCAAUUAUUGUUCUACGACUGCGACUAUCCGAAAUUUUCGCUAGCUUUCGUCUUGCCGAAUGCGGUGUUCUUCUAUUUCCUGUUCUCGGAUUUCUACAAUAAUGCUUACGCCCCGAAGAAGGAAAGCAACGGCGCAACACCGUCGAUCCAGAACUCGGCCAGAGCGAACGGCGUCGCGGAGAAAGUGAGCAACGACGAGAUACUAAACGGAAAAGGGAAAACCGAGUAAUCGGAAACGGCAAGGAGGAAGAAAAUGACGCGACCGCAAUGAGACAGCCACUAUCAUUCUGCUCUUUUACUUGAAUCGCAACUGCAGUCUAUCCCGUUAAUUUUGCCGACAUGGCAGAACCGUAAAAAACGUUCAGUGCCGCUGAAAAGGAGAAUUCAACGCGCACAACGUGAAAUAAAUUGUAACGAAGAGAUGGCCACAGACAUCAGUGCAGAUAGAAUACAUUCAAUUAUUAAGCAAUUGAAUUUUUAAGCUUCCUUUUUUUACAAAUUAAGCGAUUCGUCUAUUGCGCAUAUUUUAUUUUGCAUCUUCUUAUCUUUAGCGCAUUCUUACAUUUAUAGCAAAAUUGUAUUUUGACAGUUAAGUCAAUGUCGAAACUUCUAUAUUUAAUUAGGGUGUGUGUAGGAUAUUUUAACUAUCACACAUAUUCAUUUCAUAUAUGAUUUGAGUAAAUUAUGCAAACUUUAUCAUUUCUUGUCUAUUUAUGUGUAAUUAUUUAUAUCAAAUUUACAGUUUAAAAUAUUACAACAUAUA
Molecule: messenger RNA, 2113 nt
Organism: Nylanderia fulva
Lineage: Eukaryota; Metazoa; Arthropoda; Insecta; Hymenoptera; Formicidae
Gene: sit
Product: stuck in traffic
Biological process (GO): fatty acid elongation, monounsaturated fatty acid; fatty acid elongation, polyunsaturated fatty acid; fatty acid elongation, saturated fatty acid
Cellular component (GO): endoplasmic reticulum membrane
Molecular function (GO): fatty acid elongase activity
Source: RefSeq, a predicted model, not a curated record